GCCAGGUUGAUAGAUGGGAGUGCAGUUCUAAAUCCCAGCCGUCAUAGUUUGACUAGUGUGUCGGGGAUGUUUUAGCCUAGUGGUUAAAGUGUUUGACUACCAAUCGGAAAGUUGUGAGCUCAAAUCCCAGGUCCACCAAGUUCUCACCACUGGGCCCCUUAGCGAGGCCCUUAACCCUCAAUUGCACAGUUGUAUAAAAUGUAAAUCGCUUUGAAUAAUCUGCCAAAGGCUGUAUGCUAUAUCCAAAUACUGUAUAUGCCCCUUAGCCCAAAACAGUCAGAGGGUGUAAAAACACUUCAAUUACAAUUUUUAACAAACAAAUUUUCCAAACUCAUCUAUAUUCAAACUAGUCAAGCAGUUCAUCUGGGAGAAUUCAUCGAGUGCAUCUGGACCCUGUCUUUCUACACCCAUUUUCCCUACACAACAGGCAUUGGAAAUGGAUCCCGACUUCAACCGGACUACCUAUCAUUCUGACGAUGCGGAUCGAUGGAGCCAAAAUAAUUUCACCAACGUUACCUUCAUGAACGGCUCUGCACUUUAUGUAAAUCUGAAUACGGCUGCUAACCUGAUUAGCAUUUUCAUCCUUAUAGACACUAUGGUUGCUCUGGGCUGCACGAUGAAGGUGUCCAAGAUAAAGGACCACAUCAUGAAACCCAAAGGGGUGGCGAUCGCCAUACUGGCUCAGUUCGGAGUGAUGCCCCUCACAGCCUUCUCUCUUGCUAAACUCUUCCAGCUUGCUCCCAGUAAAGCCAUGGCAGUGCUGGUUUGUGGCUGCUCUCCAGGAGGGGUGCUUUCCAAUGUCCUAACCUAUGCCUUCAAGGGGGACAUGAAUCUCAGCAUCGUGAUGACGACCUGCUCGACUGUGGCAGCACUGGGAAUGAUGCCCCUUCUGCUCUUCAUUUACUGCCACGGCUUCUCCAACCCAAGUGCCGUGCCCUUCGAUAACAUCAUCCUGGCCUUGUUCUUGACUUUGUUACCAUGUGCUAUUGGCAUCUGUAUUAACCACUACAUACCCCAGUACUCCAAACUUGUCACCAGGGUUGGGCUGAUUAUGAUGCUGGUCAGUUUGAUCGUGUUUGCUAUUCUGAUCGGGAUCAUAUUAGGCGAGGCUGUCCUGACGGUCGCAGCGCCUCCACUCGUCGCCACAGCAGCACUUAUGCCACUCAUUGGAUACGGACUCGGCUACGUGCUGUCGGUCUUAUUCAGGUUUAACGGACCAUGUAGGAGGACUGUCGCUAUAGAGACGGGUUGCCAGAACAUCGUCCUGUGCUAUUCGAUCCUAAAAGUAGCCUUCGAUCCGAUGUUCAUCGGGCCGUAUUUCCUUUUCCCUUUUCUCUUGUUUUUCUUCCAAAUUCCUGAAGCGUUGCUUGUAAUCGGAAUCUUCCGAUGGUACAUGAAGCAGAAAUCUUCAGAUGAACCUUCAGCGAAUCAUCAGGACUGCUGAGUAUUUUUGGACGAGUACAAACGAAUGAAUGAUUUCAGAGCUGAGGAAGUUGAGGUUGUUGUAUUAAAGUCUACAUAUCCAAUGGAAGUAUUAUUGUUUUAGACCCAAGUUGCUCUACCUGGGUUCAGGCUUUAGUAAAGGGUGUGGGGCAACAAUAUAAACUGAUUUUCUGCUAAGUUCCAUGGGGAAUGCUAACUCAGUGGUCAAGACAUUGGACUCCAGAUUGGAAGGUUGUGAGUUCCAAGCAGUCACACUGAGCCUUGUGUGUGUGGAGUUUGCAUGUUCUCCCUGUGGCUUUGGACCGGGGGAGAAAACCGGAGGAAACCCCCAAGGCACGGUGA
Molecule: messenger RNA, 1785 nt
Organism: Tachysurus fulvidraco (yellow catfish)
Lineage: Eukaryota; Metazoa; Chordata; Actinopteri; Siluriformes; Bagridae
Gene: slc10a1
Product: solute carrier family 10 member 1
Exons: 5
Coding region: 437-1444 (335 amino acids)
Biological process (GO): bile acid and bile salt transport
Cellular component (GO): membrane
Molecular function (GO): bile acid:sodium symporter activity
Source: RefSeq, a predicted model, not a curated record